GUGCCAGGCUAACACAGUUAGCACUAGCUUCCUUCGGACAGACCGCACCGGUCCGUGUAGCUCGUAGUCUCGCAUCAUGUUCAGAGCCGCCGUCCGACUGUCAGUCUCCGGUGUCCGAAGUUUAACUCGGACGCAACCAGGGAGCCGAGCUCUUCUGGCCUCGAGGUGUUAUUCACAUGGGAAGCAGGAGACAGACGAGGAGUUCGAUGCCCGCUGGGUCACUUAUUUUAACAAGCCAGAUAUUGACGCAUGGGAACUGAGAAAAGGGAUGAACACAUUGAUUGGGUACGAUUUGGUACCUGAGCCAAAGAUUCUCGAGGCUGCACUGAAAGCCUGUCGGAGGUUAAACGACUUGGCCAGCGCUAUCCGAAUUUUGGAAGCUGUGAAGGACAAAGCCGGACCCCAUAAAGAUAUCUACCCAUACGUGAUCCAGGAGCUGCGGCCUACUUUAAAUGAGCUUGGCAUCUCUACACCUGAAGAGCUCGGCAUUGACAAAAUUUAGCAGAGCAGAUCAAAAAACAUACCCUGGACUCAAAACCCUUUUACUUCAAUGUUUGCCUCAUAAAACGGGUGCGAUAUUUAAUUUGGCCUUUAUUAAGUUCUGUUGCUUGUAAAAUAUUGUUGAACAUAAUAAAGGAAACUGUAUGUUUGAGGAUAUGGAAUAUUUUUCAAUAGUCUGAGUAAUUGUUGGAGCAAUAUUUCAUUACACGUUGCUUUAAUAGAGAACAAAGUGUCACCAAAUGGUACAUGUUGUCCGAGUGUGUGUCUUGUAAGAUUCACAUUUUACCACCAGGGAGCAGCAUUUCUAUAUGAAUGUAAAAUCAUUCUACUGUACUCAAUCUAUAUCUGUUUUCUUUUCUUUUUUAUUUCAGGGAAAAUUUAUGUGCGGGUAAAAUAAACUUGUUCAAAGGAAAAA
Neolamprologus brichardi is the source of this 916-nucleotide messenger RNA. Its product is annotated as cytochrome c oxidase subunit 5A, mitochondrial-like. Lineage: Eukaryota; Metazoa; Chordata; Actinopteri; Cichliformes; Cichlidae. Gene Ontology annotation, cellular component: respiratory chain complex IV; mitochondrial inner membrane. Gene Ontology annotation, biological process: mitochondrial electron transport, cytochrome c to oxygen. The record is from RefSeq and is a predicted model, not a curated record.